AGUCAUCUCAUACAUAAUUUGAAAUAAUGCACUGUAAACACGGAGUACUUAUCGUUAUCUACAUUAUCGUUAGAAAACGACACGAAUAUUAUGGACACCAGUUCAGUAUUUAUCAGGGGUUUUUUCAUUUGGAUAAAUAACAUUUACACAGUCAUCAUUAGCCGGUCUAUUUACGUGUUUUUGAUAAGUUCUAAGCGGUUUACUUGAUAUUAUUAAAAUGUGCUAGCCGCUUCAUGAUAGAGUGCGCAUGGAAAAAUCUUAACAUCUUAAUUGUGCCUAUCAUUGUAAUUAUUUCAUUAGAACGUUUAUUUAAAAUAUAUUUAUUAUUGUCGACAAGUCGCAUACGGUAUUGUUCGUGUGUAUGUUUAUAUAUAAAAUCAACAGUAUAAUAAUAUUAUCAUCAUCGCUGUACCGUCAUUCGGAUUGACGUUGUGAUUCCGUUGUGUUUAACUUGAAAUAAACGCCAGACUCAAAAUGGCGGAAAUCACGAGAACUAAACCGGUGAUUUAUAAUUUUGGAGCAGAAGGCCGAGAAGCCUGUUGGUCCGCUUUGACUAGCUCUAUGAACAGAUUUCAAAAACCACCGAAAAAAAUUAUUCCUCCAUUAAACUUAAUGAGUGACAAUUCACAUGACUCUUCAAGUAGUGAAAUUGAAGAAGAAUGCCAAGAUGACACAACAACAUCAUCCAAUUCUGACGUGGCGAGAAAGCUUGGAAAGUCUGGUAGAGAUAACAAUGAUCAUCUUGUUUCACAGAAACGACACAGGUUUACCAAACAUUCAAGUUGGUCGAUUAAAAGCAGACAGUCCUUCCGACAGCACUACAAACAAUUGCAGCAGCAGACGCCGGUUCCUAUGUCUGAAUCACAACGGCCUCCAACUCCAGCAACGCCCUUAGCGUCAAUUAAUGACCACGUAAUUCCCAAGUGUGAUCAAAUCGACUGCUGGCCCAAAGACACGCCAUUUGAUACCGAGCACAUCAACAUAAACAACAACACGAUAAAUAACAAUAACAGCUACUACAACGACGAUGUUAAAUUGAAGAAAUCAUUUAUACACCCCGUUGAAACCAGCCAAGAUGUUAUACCUGUGGUUGAGCACAUAAUCAUUGAAAAACAGUUGCUCAGUAUGGCCGACGCUAACCCUGAAGACCCGUCAUCGCCAUUAUCAGUAGCCACCAUAGUCAAUGGUGACAACGAUAAUGACGAUAACGAGUCAUCGACUGUCUUUACUGACGCUCCACAGCCAACUGAUAGCAACAAAAAUUACUGCAUGGGAUCAACAACACCACUUAGUAGUAUCAGCAGUGUAAGCAAACGGCAUACAAUGGAGUUAUUGGAAAAACAGUCUUUUAAGUAUGAUAGAAAAAUUAAAGAAAUAGACAACAACAUAGUAACUUUUUCCAAGUCAUUCUUGGGUACAGUACUGUUUGUUGUGCUCUUUCGUCUAUUGUUCUAAAAAUUAUGAUUGUCGUCAAACAGCAUUAUCCUCAAAUAUCGUUUGGGUAAAAUUUUCUUACGGCAUUCAAUGGAUUUUUCAAGCGCAUCAUUUUGCGUUUCCAAAAUAUCCAAUUAUUAUUCAGCCUAGGAAAAAUUUACACAUUCGACACGAAACAGAAAAAAACUCACAUGGCUAUAAUCAAAAUCAUUUUAUGUUUACCUCUGUGAUUUUUUUACUUUCCGUGGACCUUUUAAAAUCUUGCAUGUACAUUUAUUUGAAUAUUAUAUAUACAAAUCUUAUUAAAAAUAUUUUAUUCUUAUUAUAUCUUAUCUAUUAUAUAAUUUUGCUUAACCAAUAUAAAUAUCCUGAACUAUAUUAUUAUACUACUCUAUUUACCUUAAUUAUUUACUUUUGAUCAUAUCAUUUAUUAUAUAUAUAUAUAUUUGUUUAUACUCAUCGCUAAAACCAUGUAAAAUAUUGAUUUAUAGUGCGUAUUAUUGCAAUAAUUAUUAUUAGUUAUCAUUUUAUUUGUUUGAAUUAUAUAUAUUGUACAUUAGAUAGUAAUAGGUUUUAUCGUUUCAUUUAAAAAUGUUAUAAAUACAGGAUAAUAAUUUUAAUAACAAAAAAUGUUUACUGUAUAUUAUUGUGUUUAUAUGAUAAGACGCCCUUCUCAAUGAGAUAAUAUAGUAAUUUUUUUGUGAUUAACAACUUAUUUUCUGUAUGUAUAACACUAGCAACUAAUUUAAGCUGCUAAUAAAGUGCCUGUUACAUUCAUAAUGUUUUUGAAUAUUAUUAUCAUUAAUACUUUGUUAAUAUUCUUUAAAUAAAAAAAUUUUUAUGUACAAUAGCUUAAAGUAGUCUGCCUUAG
This is a messenger RNA of Daktulosphaira vitifoliae (grape phylloxera), 2305 nucleotides long. RefSeq lists its product as uncharacterized. Lineage: Eukaryota; Metazoa; Arthropoda; Insecta; Hemiptera; Phylloxeridae. Bases 475 to 1455 code for a protein of 326 amino acids. The transcript has 5 exons. The record is from RefSeq and is a predicted model, not a curated record.